This is a messenger RNA of Trichomycterus rosablanca, 1171 nucleotides long. It is a transcript of the gene pnp4b, whose product is annotated as purine nucleoside phosphorylase 4b. Gene Ontology annotation, molecular function: purine-nucleoside phosphorylase activity. The transcript is spliced from 6 exons. Gene Ontology annotation, cellular component: cytoplasm. Lineage: Eukaryota; Metazoa; Chordata; Actinopteri; Siluriformes; Trichomycteridae. The record is from RefSeq and is a predicted model, not a curated record. Bases 75 to 965 code for a protein of 296 amino acids. Gene Ontology annotation, biological process: nucleoside metabolic process.
CUCUCUCUUCUUAUCAGUUUACAGGGUCCAACUUCCCAAUAACAGUCUGACUGUCUCUUUCACAACCUGGAAUUAUGCACAACAAAGUAAAUUCAUGUUGCUGCUCAUUCGAGGAGUGCAAGCUAGCCACAGAAUGGCUUUUAAGCAGGACCCGGCACAGACCAAAGAUAGCUGUAGUAUGUGGUUCUGGACUUGGUCUUCUUGCAGAAAGUGCCUCUAACAAGCAGGUCUUCCGCUAUGAGGAUAUCCCUAAUUUUCCUGUAAGCACAGUUCCUGGCCAUGAUGGACACCUUGUGUUUGGUAACAUGAAAGAAAAUUCUUGUGUCUUCAUGCAGGGGAGAUUCCAUUUAUAUGAGGGUUACUCAUUGUGCAAGGUCACGCUUCCUGUGCGAAUCUUCAAGCUGAUGGGAGUGGAGACAAUUAUAGUAACAAAUGCAUCAGGAGGGCUUUGUCAAGAUUUUAAAGUGGGAGACAUCAUGAUCAUCAAGGACCAUAUUAACCUGCCUGGGUUUGCUGGACAGCAUCCACUUUGUGGACCUAAUGAUGAACGAUUUGGGAUCAGGUUUCCAUGCAUGUCUGAUGCCUACAGUAAGGAGUUGAGAAAGCUAGCUCUUGACAUUAGCACUGAGCUGGGCUACACCGACUUUGUAAAAGAGGGAGUAUACUGCAUGGUCAGUGGACCGAACUUUGAGACUGUCGCUGAAGCACGCAUGCUUCAUAUUCUGGGCAGUGAUUCAGUAGGUAUGAGCACAAUCCCAGAGGUGACAGUGGCCAAGCACUGUGGCCUACGAGUGCUGGGCAUUUCUCUCAUCACCAACAAGGUGUCCUUGGACUACAGUAGUGAGGAGAAGGUCAAUCAUGAGGAGGUGCUCCAGAUUAGUAAAAUGAGAGCUGAGAUGCUCCAGAAUAUGCUCAAUGCAUUUAUCGCUCGCUCCCACCAAGUGGACACAAUUAACAGCAGAUAAGUAUGCUUCAUCAGCCCGGGACAGAACUCAGGCAGACUACAUUUAAAAGGACAAAUACCACAGGCUAUUAAAUCUGAUAGACCAUGUCUAGUGUAGAGUCUACUGUUACAGUUCUGUACACAGGCAGCUUGUUUUGACCAUUGCUGUAUAUGGUGACAUGUUCAUUAUAAAAACAGUUCUUGUAAAUAAAAAAGCUUGAAAAUAUA